Adelges cooleyi (spruce gall adelgid) is the source of this 1571-nucleotide messenger RNA. RefSeq names its product hypoxia-inducible factor 1-alpha inhibitor-like. Gene Ontology annotation, cellular component: cytoplasm; nucleus. Gene Ontology annotation, molecular function: [protein]-asparagine 3-dioxygenase activity; ankyrin repeat binding; peptidyl-histidine dioxygenase activity. The record is from RefSeq and is a predicted model, not a curated record. The transcript is spliced from 6 exons. NCBI's taxonomy places the organism in Eukaryota, Metazoa, Arthropoda, Insecta, Hemiptera, Adelgidae. Gene Ontology annotation, biological process: peptidyl-aspartic acid hydroxylation; negative regulation of Notch signaling pathway. The coding region runs from base 247 to 1230 and encodes 327 amino acids.
ACUUCAGUUUUGUAAGCAAAGAGUUUGUGAGAUUUUGCACGUAGGCCAGAGAUUUCGCACAGUCGACGGUCGACACAUAGAAAUUAGAAAAGAGUUUGAAAGCGUUGGGUCUUAGAAAGAUUGUAUUUUUAUUUAAUUAAAUAUAAUUUUGUUAAUAUUUCUACCCUUAUUACUUAAAAAACAUUCAUGUAGUACUAGUAUACGCUAUUCGAUACAAAAGAACUAGUGUUUAAUUAUUUUAACAUUAUGGCAGGAUGGAAUAAUAACCAAUUAAGGAAGUAUAACAUAAAGUUUGAAAAAAUACCGGUUUUGCAACAUGAUGAUCCUAAAGUAAAUUCGCUUCUCUGCAAUAAUAAACCAGUAUUAAUUAAAGGAUCCAAGUUAGUAUCCAGUGUGUUGAACUGGGAUUUGGAUUACUUACAAAAGCAUAUGAGUUCAGUAUGUUGUAAUGUCAUGGUGUCAACAAAUCACAAAUUUAAAUAUUAUGAUCAAAAAAAAAUUACACCUAGUAUAACAUUUAAACCACAAAGUCGCCCUAGUUCCAUGACAUUUUCUGAGUUUGCUGAAAGAAUGAAAACAUGGAAAAAAGGAGCUCCCAGAUUGUAUUUGCAACAAACUUUAAACAACUCCAUUGGCCAUCACGUAGUUAGAGAUUUUGUUAUGUUUAAUUGGGAUUGGGUUAUGUCUAAACAAAAGAUAUGCAAAUGGGGUGCGUUGACAUCUAACCUACUUUUAAUUUCACAAGAAGGAAACAUUACACCAUGCCAUUACGAUGAACAGCAGAAUAUGUUUGCUGUUGUUAAAGGUUAUAAAAGAUUUAUAUUGUUUCCACCCAGUCAAUUUGAAUGUUUAUAUCCCCAUCCAGUUCAUCACCCUUACGAUCGACAAAGUCAAGUAGAUUUCGAUAAUCCUAAUUAUACAAUGUUUCCUAAAUUUAAAGAUGCGUGUGGUUAUGAAGCGGUUGUAGGUCCUGAAGAUGUUUUAUACAUACCAAUUUAUUGGUUUCACCACGUUGAGUCAUUAAUGAGUGGUGGCUACACUGUUUCAAUUAACUUUUGGUUCAAAGCUGGACCAAUAGAAAAAAUUGAAUAUCCAUUACAGGAUUAUCAAAAAAUGGCAAUUAUGAGAAAUGUAGAAAAAAUGUUGGGAGAAGCCUUGCACGAUCCAAAUGAUGUUGGAUCAAUGUUAAGAACUAUUGUUGUUGGUCGCUAUACAUCUGAAGAACUUUAAAUUCCUGUCAUUAUUUAUUUUGUAAAUUUACAAUUAAUUUAAAAUGUUACUAUAUUCUUGUUUUAUGAAAAACUAAUUGAAGCGAAUGAUGUGUUUUUUUUAGUUCAAAGAGCAGAAAAUUAUUGACUAUUAAAUAAGUUAGUACUACUAUUAAUGUUAUGGUCAAUAGUUUAAACUAUAGUUAUAUUGAUUAUUCGAGGUUUUUAAGUUUAUUUAUAUAUUUAGUUGGUUAAAUUGACCUUAUUAGUAUAAGUUAUGUUCUAUUUUCUAAAUAAUUUACCAAAUUUUCUAUUUAUGUUAAAAAAUUGUUGCAUAACAGUAAGAGUUGAGAUUAAAAAAAU